AUGGGCAAGCCGAUGGUAGUACACAGGUCCCCUUUAAAUAAAUGCCCGAGACUUCGCAGCGGUUUUUACCCGGCCAGGGAGCAGGAAGCCUCCCUGAUUCGCGACUUUGACGCGCCCAGUCAAGUCGACCAAGCCCAGCAGCUGACGGGACCCAGCAGCAGUAGCAGCAGUUUCAUUCGAUCACCACUCUUCAAGGCUCCACUCACUCCACUCUUUGCUACUGCCUUCCCUCUGAGACGCCAGCUCACACCUGCAGCUUCCAGCACUCCUCCAGCUCACCCCUGCGGCCCUCUACUGACGUCCCGCUACCUAUUCCAGCACCCGCUGACGAUCCAUCCACCGUUCGCAAAUAAAGACACGAUUUCCAUCGUCUACAACGGACCAUCUGCGUUUGUCAUCCUUCUUUGCUAUUGCCAUCUCCUUGCCUUUGUGUCCCCUAUUUUAGUUGUACGGUCGAUUGGCACUCACACCUCUCGGCCCGCUGCAACAACCUAUCAACUAAUGACAGAUCAUUAA
Messenger RNA from Acanthosepion pharaonis, 516 nucleotides. The record is from the annotation of a GenBank genome assembly. NCBI's taxonomy places the organism in Eukaryota, Metazoa, Mollusca, Cephalopoda, Sepiida, Sepiidae.